AUGUGGCUCGAUAACGACAACGUGCCCGAGCCGGAGUCUUUCUACGUGAGGCUCAUCGUUUUCACGGCUCGGUCGGGUUGCAAAGGGCCCAUCUCAUUCUCGGAAGUCUACUGCGGGGAUUGCGACAGGGGUGGGAUCCGGUCCGCAAAGGCUGGUUCGGAUAUCCGAAUUUGA
Anthostomella pinea is the source of this 174-nucleotide messenger RNA. NCBI's taxonomy places the organism in Eukaryota, Fungi, Ascomycota, Sordariomycetes, Xylariales, Xylariaceae. The record is from the annotation of a GenBank genome assembly.